AUGGCCGGUCUUGAGGAUUUCCCAACCGAACUGCUCGACGUGCUCUUGGACGAGCUAGGUGAGUCGUUGAUUUCUUCGGCCCCAGCUCUGCUACGAUGCUGCAAACAAUUGUACCGGCGCCUCGUACCCUGUCUCUACACACGAAAGGAUGUCCGGAAUAGGGCAAUGGCAUGGGCUUGCAGGGCCGGCGUUCUCGAAGUGGUUGAACUUGCAGCUUUCUACGGCGCGCCUGUCAGUACGGCAAUCUCGACGUCAGGCGUGCAGGAUCUGACGUUGCAUCUUGCCAUCAAAGGGGGUAAAUCAGAUGUGUUCAAGCUUCUUUUGCAACUGGGCGCUCGUCUGGAUGAUCCUGUUAUGUCGCAGCAGGGUCGUCAGCGAGUGCAUUCAUCCAUCAUGAAGCGAUUCUGUUCGCCACGCUAUGCGUCUUCCAAUCCCAACCUUAUCAAAAUGUUCUUCGAGUCAAGAUUGCAAAACCAGAUGCGAGACGACGGCUGCGGUCCCGAGGUUUAUGAUCCGCUUGCCCAGCUCAUCGUAGCAGGUGCUUCCACUGAGUUGGUGCGGCUUCUGCUAAGGCAAGGUGCGGAUCCUGAGGGUAUUCGUCGCUGCUCGCGCAAAGACUACCUCUGUCCGCUCUCAGCUGCUAUAACUGUCGGUUCCCCUUCCAUAUUCCGCUUGCUUUUAGAGCACGGGGCGGUAUUUCAUGGAAAAGGCAUGAUGGAGUCACCACACAAAGGCUCCAUUGUGCCCAUCUGCGCCGCAGCGAUUUCACUGGCGCGUCACCACUAUGGCAUGUCUAUGAUGCAGUUGUGUCUGGAGCACGGUGCCGACAUCAACCAACGGUUCCCGAUCAGAGUCUACGGCCCGCGUCUAUGGACAAACGAUUGGUACGAAGCCUCACCUCUGUCCGUAUUCCUGACUUCGAUCAUGGUGGGGGAGAUUGAAAAUGAUCCAGUCCAAGGCUUGGUUUAUUUGCUUGAUCGAGGCGCAUUAAUCAGCAACCCGGGAAAGAACCGGGUAACGCCUUUCAACAUGAAGUCGGACCUAGUUUCGCAUUCUAGUUUGGAUAUUGUUCUAGGUCUGCGGAAUCGGGCAGCCCGGGAGCAUGUACACCUUUUGAGGGUGGUGACGCUUCUCGUUUAUUACGGCGCGGCAAGGGAUGAUACUGGUCACCUACUCUCAAAAUACCUCUGGGGCUCAUACAUAUCUUCAACGCAAGAACGUUCUGAAGAGAUAGAGUUGGCUAAAAUACUAAUUGCAGACUUAAUGGUGGAAGAAACACACGAGGUCUUGGCUCACUACAUCAUCAACGCCUGCAGCCCAAUACUGCCCCUUGCGGACGCGCUGAAUAUCAACGUGGUUCAAUUGCUUAUUGCCGCUGGCAGUGCAGGCAAUUCGGCAACAAAUGCGAAAAUUCUUGUGGCUCUCAUCCCCCACUACACGAGUUAUGCAGACGAUGGAACAACAAAUGCGGCGGUGACACACGGACACGCUGCAAUGAAGGAUAUGAGUGUCGGUCUUACUGUCACAAGCACCCGCAAAUUAGAGGACAAUCUCUGA
Messenger RNA from Neoarthrinium moseri, 1557 nucleotides. RefSeq lists its product as uncharacterized. The transcript is spliced from 2 exons. Lineage: Eukaryota; Fungi; Ascomycota; Sordariomycetes; Amphisphaeriales; Apiosporaceae. Gene Ontology annotation, molecular function: protein binding. Bases 1 to 1557 code for a protein of 518 amino acids. The record is from RefSeq and is a predicted model, not a curated record.